Acanthosepion pharaonis is the source of this 795-nucleotide messenger RNA. Lineage: Eukaryota; Metazoa; Mollusca; Cephalopoda; Sepiida; Sepiidae. The record is from the annotation of a GenBank genome assembly.
AUGGUGCAGAUAUUUUUACUUGCAGCACCACCAAGCAAAUUUGCAUUGGCCAUAUUUCGCUUGCACAUGUAUAUGUUAUCAGGAGCACCUCUAGCCCUCCUCUUUCCUGUAAUAAACACACGAUUACUGGAAUUUGAGAAAGAGAUUUACUACAUUCAACACAUAUUAAUGUUAAUUGUACCAGUAUAUCUUCUAAGAUUGGGAGGUAUCUACACAUGUGAAGACAUGUAUGACCUUAGUUGGGCAUCAGUUGCAAUUGGGAUCAUCUUCAUCUACCAUUUUGUACCACUGCAAAUCAUUGCCAGUUUAUCUCAGGUGAAUCUCAACAAUAUGUUAUGUCCUGCUGUCUCAGACCCAUUUUCAGGGCCAAUGUAUCGGAUAUUUGCAAUAAUACACCAGGCUGUGAGUCUGCCUUUCAUGGGAAAGCUGCUCAACUGGAUUGGGCUCCAACUUUCCCUGGACAGGCAAAAACAAUCUAGUCAAGUUGAGAAUGAUAAAGAUAACAAAUUUGAAAAUUCUGAACCAGCAUCAACAUUCGAAUUAUGCAAGGAUAUCUCUGUGUCUUCAUUAUCAGAGAACCCAGCCAAUGGAAUAGUCAAUACCAGUAGUGGAACUGUACUCCGGCGUACAAUGUCAGCAAAAAAAGACACAGAUGAUAAACAUGUCCUUGCUGAUCCAAACCCAAUUCCUUGUCCAGACAUGUUCAGACAGAACUAUGCUGUACCUGGAAGUAUAGUAGCAGAUGAUAGCUUGCUCCACGGAGACACUGCAAGUGUACAUUCUAAACGACAAUAA